AUGUGUGCUCCGGUAAGCGUCGAUGCCCGCACAGUUCCCGUGCGUCCCGACCUACCCGCCAGUGCGGCGCAAAUAUUAAACACGGCGUGCUCGAACGAAGCGGGUGCAUAUGUGGUCGCGCGCGAUGACCGUGGCCAGCCUCUUUCUCUGAGCGCAACACCCUCGCCAUCAGCGAAGUACCUAACGUUUCUGCCUUUCGAAUCCGAUGACAAGCUUGCGCAGCGUACCUUCUGGCUGUCUGCCGCGUAUGCACAAUGCAUCGCCGUAGAGCAAGUUUGCAAAGGUGCCAUUUGCUCUGUGCCAAUGGUCACAGAAAGUGCAGGAAAUGAGCUGGAUGCCACCUCAGGAUACACGAUCGAAGUCCUUCGUGCUCGCAUGGAUCCUCCUCUUUCUCUCAGCGCCCAUUUACACGAAGCCCACCUACAAGUAGACGAGGCGCUUCAAACAUGUGUGACGACUGUGCUUCGUUCGGGCUCACCCAAGGUGGCGGAUGAGGAGCUUUCCGAUAUCGAGCGCGCCGUAAAGCAGGUCUGUCAAAGUGGAUUACCCCUCUCUGUCGAACCGCUUCCAUGGCAUGAAGCCUGUGGACUCUUUGGUCACAAUCCCCUUGUGCUUCGCACCAUAUUGGACUAUGCUGACCAUGAAGAGCGUGUUCCCGUUGUUUAUGCUGAAUCGCGUGCAAUCAGUGUUCUUCCGCGUCAUGGCGAUACCACGUUGCUGCGCCAAACGAAGCCGAUCAAGGCAGUCAAGGUCCUGGGAUGGUCUACGGCCACACUCCAGGCGUCAUGGGCAUUGGAGGGAUCGCAACCCUUGCUCAGGAUCCGCGGGAUUGCUUUCCCAUCCUCCAAUGACUUGCAAAAGUACAAGACUCGCAUGUCCGACUUGGAAAAAUCGGACCACCGGCAUCUCGGAAUGGCACAACAACUUUUCUUCGCACACGAUUCUUCUCCAGGCAGUCCUUUUGUGAUGCCUCACGGCAUGCGCCUGAUCCGAAAAGUGGAACGUGUGAUUCGUGACUUGUACGAUGCAUUCGGAUACGAGGAAGUGCAGACGCCGCAGCUAUACCGCAGUUCCCUAUGGAAGCAGAGCGGACACUGGGACAAAUACCGCGAUGACAUGUUCAGCGCACAGGGAUUUUCAUGCUGCGGUGAACACGAUGGUGUCUUUGGCCUGAAGCCCAUGAACUGUCCAGGGCAUUGCGUCAUGUUCGCGCAUCAGCCGCGCUCGUAUCGCGAGUUGCCAUGGCGUCUAGCUGAAUUCAGUCCCCUACAUCGCAACGAAGCAUCAGGCUCUCUCUCAGGUUUGACCCGUGUGCGUCGCUUCCACCAAGAUGAUGCACAUGUCUUUUGUAUGCCGUCCCAAGUGGCAAGAGAAAUCGAAAGCAUGUUGCAUAUGCUCUCCCUCGGCUACCGAGUCUUUGGAUUCGGCGACCGAUAUGAACUUGUGCUAUCGACGCGUCCUGACAAUUUUAUUGGCGAUAUCUCUUUGUGGGAUCGCGCUGAGGCCAAUCUAAAACAAGCGCUCGAUCAAUGUGGAAAGCCAUGGUCUCUGAAUGAAGGGGAUGGCGCAUUCUAUGGUCCCAAAAUUGAUAUCCGUUUAGUGGAUGCGAUGGGCCGGAAACAUCAAACUGCCACCAUUCAACUCGAUUUCCAGUUGCCGGAACGCUUCCAGCUUGAAUAUGCACAGGCACCAAGCGAAGAAGGGGCACACGAAGUCAGGCCUGGAUAUGCGCGUCCUGUCAUGAUCCACCGGGCCAUUCUUGGCAGUUUUGAGCGGUUUCUGGCCAUUCUCGUGGAGCAGUGCAAGGGCUGGUGGCCCUUCUGGCUCAGCCCUCGCCAGGCGGUAGUGAUCCCCGCGUUUGGCUCUGACCCAGAGUCUUACGAACGCACUGCGGCGUACGCACAGGAAGUGCAAGCUACAUUGUGUGGAACUACGGAAGAAACCCGCAUGUCGCGCAACCCGUUCCUCUCGGCGUCUAUGGCUCAUCAUACUUUACAAGUCCCUUCACGUACGCGCUUCCAAGUGGAGCUCCCUCCGCACUACUUGAGCUCCUCAGGCGACACUCUGGGCAGGAAAGUGCGCCAUGCACAGCUUCAACGUUACAACUUUAUCUUGAUCGUGGGGCAGCAGGAGACCCAAAGCCGUACGAUCAAUGUUCGGCUGCGCGACGAAAAGGCAGCACCAGCUUGGCAUGCUGGUGCCGCCGACAGCCAAGACUCAGAGUCACUUCGUGUACAGGACAUGGUGUGGGCGGUAGCUAAGGCAACUUUCCCGGAAAAGAUUGCGGCGGACGCGCCCCCCUCCCAUGACUUGGGCACAUGGACUCUGCCCGAAUUGCGGCGUUUAUUCUGCGUGCUGGAUACAUUGCAUGUCUAG
Molecule: messenger RNA, 2376 nt
Organism: Malassezia sympodialis ATCC 42132
Lineage: Eukaryota; Fungi; Basidiomycota; Malasseziomycetes; Malasseziales; Malasseziaceae
Biological process (GO): threonyl-tRNA aminoacylation
Cellular component (GO): cytoplasm; mitochondrion
Molecular function (GO): ATP binding; threonine-tRNA ligase activity
Source: RefSeq, a predicted model, not a curated record